This is a messenger RNA of Uranotaenia lowii, 3864 nucleotides long. RefSeq names its product casein kinase I-like. Lineage: Eukaryota; Metazoa; Arthropoda; Insecta; Diptera; Culicidae. Gene Ontology annotation, biological process: endocytosis; peptidyl-serine phosphorylation; signal transduction. Gene Ontology annotation, cellular component: cytoplasm; nucleus. The coding region runs from base 654 to 1949 and encodes 431 amino acids. Gene Ontology annotation, molecular function: ATP binding; protein serine/threonine kinase activity. The record is from RefSeq and is a predicted model, not a curated record. The transcript is spliced from 3 exons.
CAUCCAUUCAGUCAAGUCGAACCAGAAAGCAAAGCAGCGGAGAAGUAGCUCGGUUUUCGUACGAGUUUUUCGCACCGUGUUAAGAGACUUCGAGUUUCAAUUUUACGUUGUUAAACGCUUUCCUAAACCUGUUAAAAUGGUCGGAUUUAGACGCGCGAGUGUUCACUAGUUGUGGUUCGGGUGGAUUCAAGCUUCAGGGAAGCCAAGGAUUCGCUUUCGUUAUUCCGUUUUUGUGCACACGUUAGUUCUGCUGGAUCUACGCAAGGCCCUCACGUUGUGUGGGGUUUAGAUGUGUAGCGCUUUCCGUUCUACGCCAGUGUUGGUUUGUCCGAGAGCUCCGAGAGGCAGCAAACGCUGCAUUAGUGUAUAGUGUUCAUCAUUUUCGAAACCAUCAUAAUCAUCAUCAGCAGCAGCAGCAGUUUUGGGGCUUUUCCUUGCCGUCGCCUUCACUGAGAGUAAGGAAAAAGUACGCACGGAAUGUGCUGCUUCGAAAAACAGCCAAACGACCAAUAGAACCGUGUGUGGAACCAUUUUCAUCUUUGCAGACUUGAUUUAAGCAUAGUAAACGGUUCCGAUAAGGAAGGUUUGCGGUUUGGGCCAUUCGGGAGACAAGUAUUGAAGUAGCAGCAAAAUAAACCUACACCGUAGCGGUCAUGGAGCUACGUGUCGGAAAUAAAUAUCGAUUAGGGCGGAAGAUUGGUUCCGGCUCUUUUGGUGACAUAUAUCUUGGAACCAACAUUUCCACUGGGGAAGAAGUUGCCAUCAAACUCGAAUGUAUCAAGACAAAACAUCCGCAGCUUCAUAUUGAGAGCAAAUUCUACCGAAUGCUUCAGGGUGCCAUUGGUAUUCCAACAAUAAAAUGGUGUGGAUCUGAGGGGGACUACAAUGUAAUGGUCAUGGAAUUACUGGGCCCAUCGUUAGAAGAUUUGUUCAACUUUUGCUCAAGGCGGUUCACCCUCAAGACUGUGUUACUUCUGGCGGAUCAGAUGAUUUCCCGUAUUGAUUUCAUACACUCGAGAAGCUUUAUUCAUCGGGACAUCAAACCUGAUAACUUUUUGAUGGGACUCGGAAAAAAGGGCAACCUUGUGUACAUAAUUGAUUUCGGUUUGGCCAAGAAAUACAAAGAUUCUAAAACGAUGGCACACAUUCCUUAUCGGGAAAAUAAAAACCUAACAGGAACGGCCAGGUACGCUUCUAUAAAUACCCAUUUGGGUAUCGAACAAAGUCGGCGAGAUGAUCUGGAAUCAUUAGGCUAUGUGCUAAUGUAUUUCAAUCUGGGCACGCUGCCAUGGCAAGGUCUGAAGGCAGCUAACAAACGGCAAAAGUAUGAACGGAUAUCGGAGAAAAAGUUGUCAACACCAAUCGAGGAACUGUGUAAAGGUUUCCCUCCAGAGUUCGCCUCUUAUCUCUCUUACUGCCGUCAGAUAGACUUCACCCAACGUCCCGAUUACGGUUAUCUAAGAAAAGUUCUCCGAACAUUAUUCGCCCGGCAAGGUUAUACGUAUGAUUAUGUAUUUGAUUGGAAUAUGUUGAAGUUUGGGGGCUCAUCACGUCACAACAAUACCAACGAGCGAAAUAAAACAGGAGCCGUAGUACAAUCUAGCGAUCCGACGGCCAUCGGAACCAGUAUGGUAGCCACAGCAGGCGGUGGAGUAGUUACAACCGUUACCGGAACAACGGCAUCACUCGCGAAAAAUGAUUCCUGCAAGUUGGUAUCGAAUCGAUUGCUCCAGAUGGUGGCCCAAUCACGACCACCCGGUGCAGACCAACAGCAAGUUCCUGGUGUUCCCGGGGUUCCACAGCAGCAGCAACAACCUGUUCAUAAUAACAACGCUGGCAGUGCGAAUCCCGAACCGAUCGCCACCUUCCCUCCCCGACAUGACACACCGGAACGUCGAUCAUCUAUACGCUUGCGUGGUCAAAAUUUAGACUCCAGAAAUAUUGAAUAAUAUUAAAUGUUGUCUUUAAGUUUUUAUUAUUUACAUAUAUAAUUUGGAUAGAAAUGUGAAAAACAUAAAAAAGAAGUGCAACCCCUCUCAUCUAUUGGUAAGCAGAUUACGACAGAUCAUAUAGGGUAUCCGCUUGCGGAGGUUCACGACUGAAGGGCUUGGCUAAAGAUGAAAGCUGCAGUGUGGCAACGAGUGCGCCCGAUGGACCGGUCAGUUCUACCAUUUUUUUUUCUUUUAACUGCUGCUCUCACGGAAGAACGUGGUCCAUCGCCAUUAUACAUAGAUUAGUUAGAGAGAAAAUAUACAAAACACACAAGCAGCAAGAUAUAAGCGCCAGGAAGCGAUGAAGAAGUUAAAUUUAAAAAAAAAAACUUAUAUGGUUUAUUAGUUUCUAAGGAGUCUUAGAAGAGAUUCUUUGCGGCGUAGGAAGUUCGAUCUACGGAACAAAGAGAACCAGUGCGCACUGGAAACAAUUAAUUUCAGAAGCAUAGAUAUAAUGGAAUAAUUAAUUAACUCAAUAAUUAAUAAUAUUACUGUAGUAACACAAGUUGAAUAAAAAAUGACUAAAUAUUCUUGAAAUCCGAUAAAAUCAACAUAGAAUCACACAUGACGCAGCCAGAUAAAUUGGAAACAUGAAAUAGUUUUUUUUUACUUUGAAAAAGUCUACAUAAUCUGGAACAGUUGAAAUGCAUCAACCGCCUUACGUGAGUUGGACUUCAAAUAAUCAAACAAUUGUAGGAAACCCAACUUGUUCGUAAGAUUGUAUGCUAGUGAGAAUACAAAAUCACACUUACCCCCUCCCUUAUCAUCUAAUAUAAUGCGACGAUGUGUAAAAAAAAUUAAAAAAAAAAUACACAACAAUGUAUUGCUAAUAUUCAAUUUUAUCAAUGUGUACAAUUACUUUAUUCGAAAAUAUUAAAUUUUCAACAGGAUGAAAGCAAGGUAGACAGUUCUGUUUGUUUCUAUAAAUAUUUUUGAAAUGAUGUUCAGAGGAUAGAUUAUUCGUCCGAAAAACUAGAGGAAAGUGUAGACAUGGCAAAGCUUCUAAUUUGUUUCUUUAAUUUUACGUAAACAAAUCGAGUUUUAAAAUCAACACGUUGAUGUUGUUUUUGAAGUGUGAAGUUUAUGUCCUAAAUAGGUUGAAGAAUUUUUUUUCAAAUAAGUUUGCGUAUUUUUAAAUUUCUCAGCUAGAUAGAUUCUGUGGUUCGAUACGCUCGAUAUAUUACAUCUGUUGCACGUUUUUUAAUUAAAACUAGUGAAAAAUUGUGCCUGCAUAACAUUUAUUAAACGCAAAAAUUGAUGCUGUAUACUUGGUCAAUUUACAAAUAUUUUGGUAAAUUUGCAACGAUCAUUGAACACAGAGCUAACAUAGUUUUUGGUCGAGCACAGCUGACCCGGCCCAGUUUUGGAUACUUAUCUGUUCGUGGAAUGGCAUUAAGGACAAAAAUAUUCUUUUCAUGCAUCAUAUCAAUGUUGUUAUUGCAUAAAUUUUAAAUUUCAGCUUGUGAUGUACAUAGAUUAUGAAAAGCUUUGCUAAAUGAUUCGAUAAAAUGCUAUUUUUUAACUACAUAACCUUCCUCUUGCUGCUUAUGAAUACUGAAAUGAUAAUGCAGUAUUUUUGGUUCGAUGAAAAGUAAUAACAUAUAAAGUCACGUGGUCCCAUGAUUCAUUAAUUAUAUUUGCAAAUAAAGAAAACCAAUCGUGAUAGUAGAGAGUUAAAUUGAGUGAUGAUGGAUUAUCAGAAAUCGUGUGACCGAAUUGAAAAAAAAAACCGAUCGUAAAAAAAGGAAGCACUAAUUCGUUAGCAAAUAUUCUUUUGACUUUCCCGGCAGAAAUCUAAACAAACAAAAAAACCUCGACUGUACAGAAAAUGAAACAAGAAAUAGAGAUGAAACCUAUAAAUUACAGAAAUAUA